Morone saxatilis (striped sea-bass) is the source of this 2279-nucleotide messenger RNA. Its product is annotated as copine-9-like. The transcript is spliced from 14 exons. The record is from RefSeq and is a predicted model, not a curated record. Lineage: Eukaryota; Metazoa; Chordata; Actinopteri; Moronidae. Gene Ontology annotation, cellular component: plasma membrane. Gene Ontology annotation, biological process: cellular response to calcium ion. The coding region runs from base 1 to 1470 and encodes 489 amino acids. Gene Ontology annotation, molecular function: calcium-dependent phospholipid binding.
AUGCAGGCGAACAGUCGAGGCAAGCGGGCCAAGAGUUCUUCUCUGCUGUUUGGUUCUCAGAAUCUCAUCCUGAAGGUUGCUCUGCUGUUUGGGUCAGAAGUGAGAGUCAGAGCGCAUGAUGUGUUCUGCCUCCAAGCCGGCUCACACGGUUCAAAGUUCAGAAGUGUUGUUACAUCGGGGUUGGAGGAGGGAGCGGGAGCCCUCCGCUGCGGUGUGUUGCAGUGGCAGAGAGACUCUGAGGUCUCUUCGAUGCUCCACGAUGACAUAGCCACCAUGCAGCUUUGUGCCAACAAGCUGGAUAAAAAGGAUUUCUUUGGCAAGUCUGACCCUUUCCUCGUCUUCUACCGGAGCAACGAGGAUGGGACGUUCACAAUCUGCCAUAAGACUGAGGUGAUCAAGAACAAUCUGAAUCCUGUUUGGCAGCCUUUCACCAUCCCUGUUAGAGCACUCUGUAAUGGAGACUAUGACAGGACGGUCAAGGUGGACGUUUACGACUGGGACAGAGAUGGGAGUCAUGACUUUAUCGGAGAGUUCACCACCAGCUACAGAGAACUGUCCAGAGGCCAAAGCCAGUUCAAUGUCUAUGAGGUUCUAAAUCCUAAAAAGAAAGGCAAGAAGAAGAAAUACGUCAAUUCAGGAACGGUAACCCUGCUGUCUUUCAAAGUGGAGUCAGAAUACACGUUUGUCGACUUCAUCAGAGGAGGGACACAACUCAAUUUCACGGUGGCCAUAGACUUCACAGCAUCCAACGGUAACCCAUCACAGCCCACCUCACUGCACUACAUGAGUCCGUACCAGAUGAAUGCAUACGCCAUGGCUCUGAAGGCUGUGGGGGAGAUCAUCCAGGACUAUGACAGUGACAAACUCUUCCCCGCAUACGGCUUUGGUGCUAAACUUCCCCCGGAUGGCAAGAUCUCCCACGCCUUCCCACUGAACUCAAACACAGAAAACCCGAACUGUGUGGGUAUUGAUGGUGUACUGGAGGCUUACUUCCAGAGCCUGCGAACUGUUCAGCUAUAUGGCCCAACCAACUUUGCUCCUGUCAUCAACCAGGUGGCUCGGUGUGCUGCAGAAGUGACUGAUGGCUCCCAGUACUUUGUCCUGCUGAUGAUCACAGACGGUGUCAUCUCAGACAUGGCUCAGACCAAAGAGUCUGUGGUCAAUGUGACUAUGGAGGAGCUGGAUGGGGAUGAGGUCAGAGUGUCAUCCAGGGGACGCUUUGCUGAGAGAGACAUUGUCCAGUUCGUACCUUUCCGGGACUACAUUGACCGUUCAGGGAACCAGGUCCUGAGCAUGGCCCGACUGGCUAAGGAUGUCCUGGCGGAGAUCCCGGACCAGCUGCUGUCCUUCAUGAAAAGUCGAGGGAUUGAACCCCGGCCCCCUCUGCCAGCCACCUCCGACUCCCCCUCAAUGUCCACCACCACCACGACCACCACUGCUGCCCCCAAGGAACGCAACAUGCACACCUGAAAUGAGGGCAGCAAGCAGUAUGUGUGUGUUUGUGUCUCUGUGUGUACGUGUGUUGCAUGGUUUCAGGGUUGGUUGACAGGAACCAAGUCAGGAUUUUGAAGUAAAUUGAAAGGGACCAGGAGAUUUACCAGGAGAGAAUACAUUCCUUUAAAAGUGUUGGUGGUGAGGACUCCCCCCCUCAACAAGAUCUAUAUUUUAACAUUUCUGGCACACGCCCUCUGCAGGUGCAACACACCACUCUGCACUCACCCACAAACUGCAUUUAAAUCAAAGGCUUCAAAUGUAGUUUAACACACCUCAGUCAUCAAUUCUAACAUUUCAAAUAAGUGACAAAAGCCUCUACGGACCUUUUUGCCAGUCCAGGGCUCCGCCCACCACACCUGUGGCACUGUUCCUGCUCUCAGUGAUAAGGUCUGCUGUAAUAGAGUAAUAAAUCCUGUAGCCGGGAAAUUGAUUUCUAUUAGUUGUAAAGAGAGACAGCACUGAGGCUGAUGUCCUUUCCUUGUUUGUUGGUUCUCAGGGCAUUUGAGAGGCUAGACAGCAACACAGGGGAUCUGAAAAUAGAGAAAGCAGAAAUUAAAUCCUGUCCUGGCUGUGGCAUCUGAGAGCCAGUGUUUGUUUUAUUGCUUCAUGAAAAUUAAUGCUGUAUAUUACUGUGUGCUGAACAUGAAAUUCGAAUGUGUUUUAUGUAAAAGGCCAGCGAACAUUAAGUCAAAGAUGGAGCAUCGACUUGUCCAAACUAAUCCCAUUCGGACUCAAAGGACCUCUUGCAAGGACCUCCUGAAAGCACGAAAUAUAUAAGCCAUGAA